CCCUAUGUCUUUUCUUUCUUUGUUACGGUCACUCUUUUCCUUGUUCUUGCAUUUCUCUUCUCAAAGUUUUAGCUUUAGGCCCGUUUCCAUAUCUAGGGUGUCUUAGUUUCUCGAUGAGUUGAGUUAUGAGUGUCAGUGCAACAGCUUCAAAAAGUUUCCUGCUUUGUUCGGUUUCUUUAAGCUUUUCAUAGCGGGCAUUGUUUUUCCGGCUGAAUGGUUAACAUUUUUCAAUCAUGGGUUUUCCUGGAGUGAAAAUCAACCUUAAACUCUUGUUUUGUUGCUUUGUUUAUUCAUGUUUCAAUCAUGGGUUUAUUCAUUUACAAAAGGACCCUGAAAACCCCCGUCUUUGAACCUCAUUCUGUUUGCUCUAAAAUAUUUAGGGUUUAGAAGGCGUUACUGGGAAUCAGGGAUUUUUUUUUUAAUUUCUAACUUGUUAGAGUAUUUUCUUGUGGAAUCUACCAAGACCCUUUUCUGAGGACUUCGUUUCUUGUUGAGCCAGUUUCUUAAUUGUAAAUGCAUGGAUGGGAGAGAAGCUAUGGCUUUAUCAGGCGGGUCAGCUCCUUAUUAUAUUCAUACAGGGGUUGGUGGGUCUAGUUCUGGGUCAGUAACACACACUGGUGUAGCAUCAUUUCAUUCUCAACCAGGGUUCCGGCCUUUAUCUAACCCUCAGAUUCAGCUCCAGUCAAAUGUUUGUUCAAACUUUACAGGGGAGCUUAAAAAUAGCAGUUUGCCUCGUGGGACUAACAUCGAUGCCUCCUCCGGGAUGCCACCGGCCGAGCCAGUAAAGAAGAAGAGAGGGAGGCCGCGCAAAUAUGCGCCUGAUGGGCAGGUUUCAUUGGGACUUUUGCCUAUGUCUGCCAAGCCUAAGCCUUCAUCUAGAUCGGAUGCUUCUGGUCAAAAAAGAAACCGAGGCCGGCCUCCUGGGACUGGGAGGAAGCAACAGUUAGCUGCUCUAGGUGAAUGGAUGAACAGUUCGGCAGGGCAGGCAUUUGCUCCCCAUGUUGUCACCGUUGGAAUUGGAGAAGACGUUGUGGCAAAAAUGUUGUCCUUUGCACAACAAAGGCCAAGAGCUGUCUGCAUCUUAUCAGGAAGUGGUACAGUUUCCUCAGUAACUCUACGUCAACCUGCAUCUUCAACUCCUACUGUGACAUAUGAGGGUCAUUUUGAGAUACUAUGCUUGUCGGGUUCUUAUUUGCUUGCCGAGGAUGGAGGACCACACAGUCGAACUGGUGGCAUAAGCGCUGCUCUUUCUACUUCUGAUGGUCAUGUCAUAGGUGGUGGGGUUGCAACAUUGGUUGCAUUGAGCCUAGUUCAGCUAGUUGUUUGCAGUUUUACUUAUGGGGGAUCCAAAACCAAGACCAAACAACUGGCAAGCCCGCAAGGCAGUAAAGAUUCUGCACCCUCCAAGUUCAGCAAUAAAUCAGCUAUGGAACCUUUGGCUCAAAAUUUUGCUCCCCCGUCUACGAGCAUUUGGCCUGGUUCAAUGCCGGUUGAUCUGAGAUACCCUCACACGGAUAUUGACUUGACACGAGGAUGAUAAAGGCACAUUUGUACAUGUUGUACUGAAUCUGUGAGAAUUAGUAAAACUUAUAGUCCUCCCAAUUCACCCAAUAGGGGGCAAUGGGUUUGUCCUAACCUAAGAUUGUAA
Messenger RNA from Hibiscus syriacus, 1648 nucleotides. Its product is annotated as AT-hook motif nuclear-localized protein 5-like. Gene Ontology annotation, molecular function: minor groove of adenine-thymine-rich DNA binding. The record is from RefSeq and is a predicted model, not a curated record. Bases 518 to 1537 code for a protein of 339 amino acids. The transcript is spliced from 5 exons. NCBI's taxonomy places the organism in Eukaryota, Viridiplantae, Streptophyta, Magnoliopsida, Malvales, Malvaceae.